Molecule: messenger RNA, 735 nt
Organism: Perognathus longimembris pacificus (Pacific pocket mouse)
Lineage: Eukaryota; Metazoa; Chordata; Mammalia; Rodentia; Heteromyidae
Product: cysteine-rich secretory protein 2-like
Cellular component (GO): extracellular region
Source: RefSeq, a predicted model, not a curated record
AUGGCUGCUCUCCCUCUGGUGAUGUUUCUCAUUACCAUGCUGCUCCCAGCAUUACCCAUACAGGCCAAGGACCCAGCUUUUACUAAUUUGUUAACCACUCAGACUCAAGUGCAAAGGGAAAUCGUAAACAAACACAAUGACUUGAGGAAAUCGGUCUCACCCCCGGCCAGCAACAUGCUGAAGAUGCAAUGGAGCUUAGAAGCAACUGGAAAUGCACAGAAGUGGGCAAAUAAGUGUACUUUAGAGCACAGCCAACAGGAGGAUCGAAAAACCAGAACAAAAUGCGGCGAGAAUCUCUACAUGUCAAGUGACCCGAUCAACCUGGUCAGCGUGAUCCAAAACUGGUUCAAUGAGAGAGAAGGCUUUACCUAUGGCAUAGGACCCAAGACGCCCAAUUCAGCCGUUGGGCAUUAUACUCAGCUCGUCUGGUACUCAACUUACCAAGUUGGAUGUGGAGUAGCUUACUGUCCCAGUCAGGAAAUGCUGAAGUACUACUAUGUCUGCCAGUAUUGCCCUGCUGGAAAUAAUGUGAAUAAAAAGAAAAUGCCUUACCAACAAGGAACACCUUGUGCCAGCUGCCCCAAUAACUGUGAAAAUGGACUAUGCACCAAUGGUUGCGAGUACGAAGAUCUCCUGAGCAACUGCGAGUCCCUGAAGACCACAGCUGGCUGUGACCACGAACUGCUGGUAGAGAAGUGCAAGGCCACCUGCCUGUGCCAAGACAAAAUCUACUAA